Messenger RNA from Hyalella azteca, 5824 nucleotides. RefSeq names its product neural-cadherin-like. Lineage: Eukaryota; Metazoa; Arthropoda; Malacostraca; Amphipoda; Hyalellidae. Gene Ontology annotation, cellular component: plasma membrane; catenin complex. Gene Ontology annotation, biological process: homophilic cell-cell adhesion. Gene Ontology annotation, molecular function: calcium ion binding; cadherin binding. The record is from RefSeq and is a predicted model, not a curated record. The transcript is spliced from 25 exons. The coding region runs from base 1 to 5769 and encodes 1922 amino acids.
AUGUAUAUUGCUCGAGGUCAAGAGGUCACGGUGCAUGCUCGCGGUCAAGAGGUCACGGCGCUUGCUCGAGGUCAAGAGGCCACGGCGCUUGCUCGGGGUCAAGAGGUCACGGUGCUUGCUCGAGGUCAAGAGGUCACGGCGCUUGCUCGAGGUCUAGAGGUCACGGUGCAUGCUCGAGGUCAAGAGGUCACGGUGCAUGCUCGAGGUCAAGAGGUCACGGCGCAUACUCGCGGUCAAGAGGUCACGCCGUUGGACCGUGACGCACCAACGGGCCAGGCGCGCUGGCGUCUGACGGUCACGGCCACGGACGGGCAGUACACGGCCUCCACUAACGUACUCGUCAACCUCAAAGACGUCAACGACAACGCACCCGUCUUCCCGCAUGACGUCAUCGACGCCAACGUCUUGGAAAACUCCAUGCCAGGAACGACCGUGGCGGUAGUGACUGCGCACGACGCAGACGACCCGCAUGAAGGCGACAACGCCCGCCUGUCGUAUUCGCUGCUGAAGAACGUCAUUGAUGAACGCUCCCGCCUGCCUAUGUUCACAGUUGACAGGCAGACGGGGGCUCUGCGUACGGCCGUCUGCUGUCUAGACAGGGAGCACACGUCGUCUUACGGGCUUGUGAUUGCUGCUACUGACGGAGGAGGUCUUCAAGGUACUUGCACCGUUACCGUAAACAUCGACGACGUCAACGACGUUCCUCCUUCCUUCGUGCGAUCGCACGUCGAUGUCUUGGUCCCCGAACAUCGUCAAGCAUCUUUCCAGCGUUCUUCGUCCCAUGGAACAUCGUCAUCCAACGGAGCAUCGUCAUCCAACGGAGCAUCGUCAUCCAACAAAGCAUCGCCAUCCAACGGAGCAUCGUCAUCCAACGAAGCAUCGUCAUCGUCCGGCGUUUCGUCAUCCGACGGAGUUACCUCGUCUAAGGAAGUCACGUUGCCCAAAGAAGCCUUAUCAUCCAUCGCAGUGUUGUCUUCCAACAGAGAAUUUCCCUCCCGCGGCCUUCCAUCGUCCAAAUCUCGCAGCAACGUCUCUGAAAAUUUUAUCUCGACUCUCGUGGUGACGGAUCCUGAUACAAGCAACGUGUUUGCAUACCGGGUGGUGCCAGGGAGCGGUCACGGCUGGCAGCUGGUGGAAGUGGCAGCAAGCACAGCUGGUGCUGACCUGUUCUCUAGAGUGCCGCUGGAUUUUGAGAACCCACAGCACAGAGCGGGACUCAACUUUAGAGUGCAGGUCACCGAUCAGAGCGUGGCGCUGCCUGAGGACCUGCCGUUGCUCUCCUUCGUCGCCUCCUUCAGCGCGUCUGACCUCGACACCGGGGCGAGCGGGCUGGUGACGUACGGCAUAUCCGCGGAGAGCGACCCAGGGGGCGUGUUUAGGGUGAGCGACGGAGGGAGCGUCACCCUGAACAGGGGACUGGACAGGGAGAGCCGCCCCCUACACGACCCAGGGGGCGUGUUUAGGGUGAGCGACGAAGGGAGCGUCACCCUGAACAGGGGACUGGACAGGGAGAGCCGCCCCCUACACCUGCUCAGGGUGCUUGCCUGGGACAGCGGCAGCCCUCCACUCACGGCCACCGCCACCCUCACGGUGAACGUCGACGACGUGAACGACAACCCUCCCUUCCUGCUGGGGGGGUCCAGAGUGCAGCUCCCCCCCAUGGCAGGGAGCAGCGAUGGUGGAGGGCUGGGGUUGCCUGCAGGGACAAGGGUUCCCUUCACCUUAACCCUAGACGACCCUGACGACUGGUCUCAGGGUCAUGGCCCGCCCUUUCAUCUCGACACUCAUCUCACGGCUGAUGCUGGGUACAGGGUUAGCUUCUACCCUGGACGAGCGUCUGCUGGUGGAGGAGUUGUGGUGGCAGCUGAACUGCUGACACUGAGGCCACUCAGUGCAGCUGUGUCAGUGCCACUGACAUUGUCAGACGCUGGUUCACCGCCUAUGCGACGGCAGAUGACGCUGACUCUUGUGCCUCACUCAUCUGAGUCAGCUCAUCGAGACGUCAGCCUCGUUAAGAUUGCCACCGUCGUGUCAGCUGACGCGGCCCCUCCAGCUCCCCUCGGGCGUCUCCCUCGCCUGCCCUUCCCUGGCGACGCAACGCAACGCCACGGAACCGACACUGAAACGGAUAAUGUAUCCUCACUAUUCAGGGAUAAAUUCAGGUUCAACUUCGAUGAACCUGACCCUGUUACUGGGAAAUCCUUGGGUAAUUCUAGCCGUGGAUUAGAUAAAUUCAGCGCUCGAAUUACAUGGCAGGGAGCUAAUUCAGGAAUUCGCCUGGAUAGCGACUCAGGAUUGUUGCUGCUGGAUCCUGCAGCUGAGCUGGGACGACAUGAAGCGAAGCUGCUUCUCUCGUCAGCGUCGGGCGAAGCGCACGAGCUGACUGUUUACGCUGACGUCAGCAGCGUCGGAGUUGCUGACGCGCUGAAAUCUACACCAAUCGAUCUCGCCAUCUUGCCUCACGAGCUCCUGACGAAUGCUGACGCUGAAGAACCAAACUCAGAAUCUCCUCUGGACCGACUCCUGAGGCUGCUGAAUCAGCAUCUUGCAGACUACUCAGAAUUAUCAAGGGCAGACUCCGCAAAGUCGCACGAUAUGUCAGCCCUUCGGCCACACGUCAUGGUUGUGGCUGUAGAAACCAUACGUCGCAACCAUGACAGCCACACCAGAGUGUGGCUCCUUCAACAGCCACCUAAAAGGCACCUCAGAUUUGCCAUGGAGCCUCUAAUAUUCCAGCAUCAACAUGAGAUCGAGGCCGAAGUCGGAGCGGCUGUGUUGGACGCGGGCGUUUCGGCGCUGGGCGACUGCGCGUCUCGACGAGUUGCGUGCCGCUGUUGCUGCCGCGACCGCGCGGCGCUGGACCAGCGCUGGCACCUCGCGGAUGCCGGCGCUCGCAGCCACGCCGGGCCUUCCCUACGUAUAGAAUCUUUGUGCAGGUGUCCAGUGCAGGGCGGCGCCGAAGAGGAGCGCGGGCAGCUGGCUAGCCUAACUUCGGCGCACGCGGUCGCCGCCGGGCGACAGCCGACAUGCAGCCGGGGCGCCUGCCGCAACGGCGGCAAGUGCCUGCCUCACGCCGCGUCUGGGCCCAGAUGCUCGUGUCCGGGCCACACAGUGGGCCCACACUGCAAACUUCUCACCCGACAUUUCAGGCCAUACAGUCCCGCUUCUCGAUACGAAUAUUCUCCUGUACCCUCAUUCGUGGUUUUGCCCUCCCUCCCCACUUGUUCACAACUGCACAUCACCAUCUUCGUGCUGACUCAGCACAAAACUGGCAACAUUCUCGGCUCCCAGUCACGGGUCGAUCAAAAUUCUCGACACUUUCACCUGCUCCUCGAUGAUGGAAGACCCAAGUUCGCCAUCAAAAGUAGCGGACCAAAAGCUUCGAAAAGUUUGACUCUGCAGAAAAUUAUCUCUGACAAUGUUUGGCAUCGACUCGACGUUUUUUGGAUUAAUGAGACGGUGACCGUGAUGCUGGAUCACUGCCUGGACACAGGUUCAGAUCCCUUCGCCUCGACCAGCCAAACAACAUCCAGCCUUCCUCUCGAGUCCACCCAAUGCCGGGGCUCUCUUCCCCUUACCUACAACGAAGGCCCUAUUGGUUGGGGAGCCCCUCUUCAGCUUGGGGGGCGUUAUGAGGACCCCAAAUCUUCACACGAGAGGAAAUCUCUUAACUCUGAGAAUGAUUUUCACGGCUGCUUGUCGCACGUGCGCGUCAACAAAGAAUUCCAAGACCUCGGGUCGCCAGGCGCCAUGACCGCGAGCGUGGCUGGCUGUGGCGCCCUCUCCUGCUUCCGGCCCUCGAACGCGUGUCCUCGGCACGCUCGAUGCCAGGGGUCGCCGGGCGCGGAGCAGUGCGAGUGCGCCCCGGGGCGGGCGGGUGCCGGCUGUCUGGCCGAGUCUCCGGCGCUGUUCUUCCUCAGCAAAAGUCAUGUCAACGUCGCUCUCUCCUUCACCCCGCCCGAGUAUUGGGCUCAAAUUGAGCUUAGGUUCCUGACGCGGACGAGCGAUGGUACACUCGUGCUUCUGCGGUCACGUCACCGCACCGACUGGCUGAGUUUAGAGCUCCAGGCCGGCAGUGUUUGUCUUGUCGUUGGCUUGGACGGUCGCGUGUACACUUCGCUCUGCGUUGUUAAAAAAAUCGACGACGGAGAAUGGCAUCAUGUCAUGGCGCAGAGGCACGCAGAGUUGCUGGAGGUCGCCAUAGAUGAGGCGGAGCAAGACUCGUACGCCAGCGCUCUGCUGCCAGAGCUGCAGAGUUUACCUUUCAGCGUCAGCAGACACGAUGGCGCGUGGCUGGGAGGUCUGACUGAGAGUGUGAGGCCAACAUCUGCGGAUGAAGCCUUCAGAUCUGUGGAUGUGGCCCCGAGAUCUUUGGAUGUGGCCCCGAGAUCUUUGGAUGUGGCCCCGAGAUCUGUGGAUGUGGCCCCGAGAUCUUUGGAUGUGGCCCCGAGAUCCUUGGAUGUGGCCCCGAGAUCUGUGGAUGUGGCCUUCAGAUCUGCGGAGGACGCCUCAAGUUCUAAAGAAACGGUAGAACUUACACAGAAUUCUCCAGAUGCGGCUAGAAAAUUACGCAUAUCUUUACCAAAUUUCGUCGAGGGCAAAACUCAAGCGUCUACUCACAAGCAGCGCGAGUUUCUAUCACUAACCCACCUAUCUCCAACUACUUCUAUCUCCAACUCCCGGUCGCUUGUCUCCGGGAAAUCGGACGAACUUCGGCUCCCUGGCUUCGAAUAUUUCAGAUUUUCCCGCAAGAAAAGAUCUCGGUCUCACCGCAAGAGGAGGAAUAGAGUCGAGCUGGAUGGCGGCAGCUUGUGGAAGGAUUUUAAUAAUGGCUGUUUGUCUGCCGUGCGCGUCUUUGGACAUUUGCUGCCCUUGCCUGAAAUUGUCAAUAAUAACCACAGCAGCAACAGCAGCAACAACAACAUCAAAAACACGAGUAAUUCAGCUGGCUCAGUAACGUCUUUUGCAAACGUCAUCUCGGGAUGCACGUCGCCGUCUGUGUGCACCAACACCAGCUGUCCUCCUCCUCUGACCUGCGGCCACAGCUGGGGCCUCAACACUUGCGGGUGCGCCGCUGGCGAGGAACUCUCGCGUGACGGCACCGCGUGUUUAGACGUCGACGAAUGCCGCUACGACCCUUGCCUCAAUCUGGGCGUGUGUGUAAACACUCAUCCUGGGUACCGCUGCGUCUGCGGACCGGCGCACCGCGGAGAGCACUGCGAGUGGGGCGCCGCCGGGGCGCUGGAGGCUCCGUACUCGCUUAGCUUUCUUGUGGCUUCAGCUGCCGCCUCAGCAGCUGCACUGUUGCUCAUUAUCGUAAGCUGUUUUAUAUGCCUCGUUCUGAAGAAGAAACGUCGACGGAAAUCUGCGCGUUGUUGCAGUGAGAGCGACGCGCGGGACCGCCGAGCGAACGCCAACAAAAGACGCGCGUCGCCAGCUUCGACCAAAGACGGUCUCGCGUCUCUGUCCGAACUCGCGGAAUUAUCGCCAAGGCCUUGCUCUUUGAUUCCUUCUUCCUACUGCCAUAUGCGAACCAACGGGGAAUCGUGUUUUGAAGAGCAAACUGCGCAAAAAGAGACCUCGGUAUCAGUCAUUGGGAACUGCCCACCUCGCAUAUCCGUCGUUGGUAUGGACCUAGUUAAUCUAUCUCUCCCAACUGGCGGAUACACCGACAUGGAAGACCCAGACAUACUUCUCCGUUCACCGCCCCUGCACUUCAACCCCAGCAGCACAACCUUCGGGUUUGAUGGUGGAGGUCCGAACACAUAGCAGGUUCCAUUCGUUGAACUGAGUGAAGAAGAAUACUGAAAAUGUUCACUUAACA